Molecule: messenger RNA, 4543 nt
Organism: Physeter macrocephalus (sperm whale)
Lineage: Eukaryota; Metazoa; Chordata; Mammalia; Artiodactyla; Physeteridae
Gene: SCML4
Product: Scm polycomb group protein like 4
Exons: 7
Coding region: 9-971 (320 amino acids)
Biological process (GO): negative regulation of DNA-templated transcription
Cellular component (GO): nucleus
Molecular function (GO): chromatin binding; histone binding
Source: RefSeq, a predicted model, not a curated record
CAGCCGAAAUGCAGUCUCAGAGGAUCCCGGGGAGAAAGCGAGGCCGACCCCCACUUCACUCAACACCUAUGAAGAUGGCAGUUCAUAACCUUUAUUCUGCUUCAGCUGGUUCUUUACCAGCAGUGAAGAUCCCAAAGAAAAGAGGGCGGAAACCCGGGUACAAGCUCAAGUCUCAGGUUCUCAUGACGCCUUUAGCCCUCUCACCCCCGCGGAGCACGCCGGAGCCCGACCUCAGCUCCAUCCCUCAGGAUGCAGCCACCAUACCCAGCUUGGCAGCGCCACAGGCUCUCACAGUCUGCCUCUACAUCAACAAGCAAGCCAACGCAGGGCCGUACCUGGAGAGGAGGAAGGUACAGCAGCUCCCCGAGCACUUUGGGCCCGAAAGGCCGUCGGCUGUCCUGCAGCAGGCUGUGCAAGCGUGCAUCGACUGUGCCCACCAGCAGAAGCUGGUCUUCUCCCUGGUCAAGCAGGGCUACGGUGGUGAGAUGGUGUCAGGUAAAGCCCUGGAGCAGGCUGAGCAAGAUAUUUUCACCUUUAUCAUGUCUGACUGCUGUCCAGUCACAUCUGCCUGGCCUGGCUGUAUCAGGCCAGACCCAUCUGUCUUCCUGACAUCUUCGCAGCAGCUGGAGGGGCUAGGAAGCUGCUUCAUUGUUCAGAGCCUGAAAAUAGGAUUAAGGAUUACUCGCACAAAGCUUUUGUCCUCAAGCCCUUCUCUGGACAGGCAGGACACCCGGCGGCCAAGGAGCAGGAACCCCUCUACCUGGUCCGUGGAGGAUGUGGUCUGGUUCGUGAAAGACGCAGACCCGCAGGCUCUGGGGCCCCACGUGGAGCUCUUCCGGAAGCAUGAGAUUGAUGGCAAUGCCCUCCUGUUGCUGAGGAGUGACAUGAUCAUGAAAUACUUGGGCCUAAAGCUGGGACCUGCACUGAAACUCUGCUACCAUAUUGAUAAACUGAAGCAAGCCAAGUUCUGAAGGUGUUUAAAAGAUAGAAGCAAAAUCCAGACAACAGACCUCCAGAUCAUCUUCUGCCUUACCAACAUUUGCCACCAUCACAAAGAUUCUCUCCUGAAAAAGAACAGCCACAAAGACUUGGUCUUUUUAUAAAACUCGUGCAUCUUGACCUUUUAAAAAAUUCAACAUGGCCCUUUUGAAAGGUUCUUCUGUGUUAAUGAUUUGCCAGAAAAUUACAAAGAAGCCUGUUAUUUUUAACAUUUCUGGUAGGUUGGUUGCUCUUAGGGUGGGUACUGUUUUUAUAAUGAGAGUGUGGGGAACUGAAUGCUAUCACCCAAGGAGGACACUGGAGACGUCCAAGGAUGUGAGAAGAACCUUUGUCCCUGCAGGCUCUGCGGGGACACCCACCGCAGCACUACCUGUCUUUAGCUCUGACUUGGGGACCCUAUCAUUGUGAGUCUUGCUUAAUUCAGCUCUGGAAGCUGUCUUCUGAGGAUAAAUACCUCACCUUGCACUAUCUGGAAAACUUGAAUUCUUUUGCUCGCUGAAAGAGAAGGAAAAAAAAAUCUUUUCUAGUCCUAGUUAUCUGAAGUACUGUGUUGCCCCACUAGAGGGCAGACUGCUAAUGUAUUUUCGGGACCCUCACUUCAGCAGCCUGAUAUUCAAUACCCAGUGGAUGGAUUAGGGUUUCUGUGAACAAGACCUAGCCUACACAGACACAGGGAAUUUAUUCCACAGUCAGCACCACAGAUUGCAACUUGGGAAGAAACCAUCUUCUAGAAGGUUCUAGUUCAUAUCCAAUCAUUACUGACGGACUGAGGUGCACCAGCAGCAAAGUCAAGAAUUUGGAAGCACGUUCUUCCCAGAUGGGGCUUUGGAGUUCCUUCCCUUCCAGAGUCAUUACGGAGGUGUCGAUGUAUUGGCAUGCUGGAGAGCUUAGUGACAUUUAGUCAUGGUGUUUCUUUAAAAAAGAAGAAAGAUGUCUCUACUAAGCUUUGAAAUGGGAGAGUGUUGAUUUCUAGUUACAUCGUGGGAUUAUAUAGUUGUAUGUGUGGCUAAUUUUAAUAAUAGCAUGUACACAGACAUGCUCUUAUUGGGUUUAAUUCAAUUUACAAAUAGGUUUUCCUUUCUCACCGUGGAGUAAUAGAAAAAAACUGAUUUCUACCCUUUUGCAGCUGUGUCCAGGGACGGACAAUGAAUCCACAAUGUACUAGGCAGAAAGGCAGCCUUGUCUCCAUUCUUCUUUUUAUCCUUUUCCUUUCUCUCUCUCCCUGUCUCUUUUUUCCUUCCUCUCUCACUGAAUAGGAAACAUAUCCUCAAAAUGAAUUUGCCUUUGCCGUGGGCAUGUCCUCUUCCUUAAAAAACAUCCGUAGUGUUUUAAGGGAGGAGAUGAAUACUAGACUUUGUGAUCUCUGGGAGGGGGAAGAUCAAGGGCCACUCAGGGCCUCCCUUGGCCCAAAUGUAAAUCAGAAAAGGCACACCAUCCUCGGGAUGCAGCCUGGACGGGCGUCUUGGCCGGUGAGUGGAGCAGGGUGGGAUUGCAGCCUUCUCACCCCUCCACCAGGUGACCUUGUGCAGGACAAGACCUGUACAAACUUGAGGGCAGCCCUGGGUAGAUUUGUAUAUUGAUCCUCUAUAAAUCAGUUAGAACUUGGAUGAGGAUCAUAAGAAACAUUCCAUGCCAUGCUCUUAGACCCACUUUGAUGAGUGGUAUUUGAGAAAGCACAUCAGAGCAAAAUCCUUUUUAGACACGCAAAUGGUGGCGGACUUAAAGCGUGACAGAAAAGGGAUACAGCAGAGUGUCCUAAAACUGCCCAUGGAACUGAGCUUGAGUUAUCAGGCUGUGGAAGAGCCGAAUGUCUGUUGGUCCUGGCACCUGACAAAACUACCCUGAAUCAGGCCUUGGGACAGCGUCUUCAAGAUUUUGAAACAAUAAAUUGACUCUGUCCCUCAAAGUUUGUAAAUCGUGAAGUGCUCACUGCUGAUCUGGAGAUAGAUAGUUGUCCUCAAAAGACCACGGAUAGUGUAUAUAUUCAGAACGGCCGGUGUGAAAACAGUGAGAUCCAGAAAAUCCCACGACAGCCUAUGUUCCUCACUCCACCAUUUUUGCUCAAUCCUCUGAAACUUGUGGUGCCUCUUGCAUCAACGUAUACCUCAUAUAGAGAUUUUCAAAACUUUCUACCAUUCUUAGCAGUGCCUCCCUCGGUACAAACACAUCAACAUUGGUGCCGCCAAAUCAAAAUCAUCUGCAAACAAUGUCAAGGAGAUACUCGGAGCAGUUUUCAGGGGAGAGAGAUUUUCCCAUCUCAAGUCUAGGAGAAAACUGGGUCCACGUUCAUGUGGAACUGCUCUCACAGAGAUGCUAUCUCAUUUUGCAUUAAACUUUAAGCAGGACAGAUUGCUGAAACCAUGAUAUUUAAGGUUUGACUUUUUAAAAAUCUCAUUACUCUUGAAAUGAAUGCUGCCACAUCAGAGAAUAACCUAAGGAGGAAAUUCUUCCUUGCCUGUUUUUGCACUGAAAUGCAGUUAGCCGACCAAAUUAUUGUUACAAUACUGCAAUUAAAUUAAUUUUCACCCCUUUCAAAAAUCUUGUCAAACAAGGCAGCUAAAUAGCUUAGCAAAUGUAAAACAUGCCAGGCCAUCUCCUCUAAACGGACCUUACAGAGUCAUGCCACGUGUGUCAUUCUCAUCUGAAUAGGAGCUUAUCUGGGGGCCCUUGAACUUGUACAGAUGUGUUACUUGUUAUUCCAUGGCAGUAGACUUGCUCCAGGUUGUGGUAAACAAUGAUAUAGUUUUGCAUAAUUUCAAAUUAGUGUGUGUGUAUGUGUGUUCAUGUUCCAAACAUUUCCAAUUACACUUGUUUGUUAAACACUUAAAAAAAAAUCUAGAGACAGUUCUAUUGCUUAAGGCAUUUAAAAUAUUUUAUGAGGCACAUUAUUCCCUUUGUGAAGACUUCAGGUAAAAGAAGUGCAUUUUGUCGUGUGUGUGUGUGUGUGUGUGUGUGUGUGUGUGUGUGUGUGUGUGUUUCCUGACACUGUAGUGGGAAGAGCCUUUGAAAGUGGCUUCGAGUGUAUCAGCUUUUGCAUUUGCUUGGUUUCAAAUGCCUUCCCAGCUUUGUAGCCCUGAGGCAGAACCCUCUCUAAGCUGUUACUGCCAAGUAUCCCCUCUAACACCAGCAGGGUGCGCCCUGGAGGCAGCUGGGGGACAGUGCUGGGGUUCUGGGCCUGCCCAGGUCAGGUGCUAACUGGACUCACCAAGCCAGCCCAGGCUCUGCUCCGUGUGACUAAGGGGACAGGCCUCGCCAGGGAGCCCAGUGAGCUGGUUUAGUGCUCACCGGAGCUAUACCGCGCUUCCAUCAUUUCCCUGCAGCAGGGCUGCUUCGUAUUUUCCUUUACAGCAGGAGAAAGGAGUGGGGAGCUCCUCAGGAAAACCAAAUAGGAUAUUAAAAUACACUGGGGAGGAAUACUGCGUGAGAAGGAAACAGUAAAGAAGGGAAGACAAAAAUAACUGUGCUAGGAAGACGAUAAGAGAGCACCUCUUCUAACAGGCCCAACCCUUUAAGCUGCAAUAACCUAUUUUUGUAUUUAUGUGCU